Molecule: messenger RNA, 1536 nt
Organism: Rosa rugosa (rugosa rose)
Lineage: Eukaryota; Viridiplantae; Streptophyta; Magnoliopsida; Rosales; Rosaceae
Product: vacuolar-processing enzyme-like
Exons: 10
Coding region: 86-1462 (458 amino acids)
Biological process (GO): vacuolar protein processing
Molecular function (GO): cysteine-type endopeptidase activity
Source: RefSeq, a predicted model, not a curated record
GAGAGCUUGAGUACGUGAAGCCUUUGAGCAAUUUCUUUCCCAAGACACUGAGAAGUUUAAAUUCUUGGUCAUCUUAAUCUGCAGAAUGAGUAUUCAAGGUUUAGUAGUACUUCUUUUUCUGUCUGUUUUGAGUGUGAGUACUAUUGGGAGCACUCUUGUUGAAAAUGGUUCUACGAGUACCACUCAUCAUAAGUCCAAGGGAAAAAGAUGGGCACUUCUAAUUGCUGGUUCAAAUGGUUACGAUAACUAUCGACACCAGGCUGAUGUAUGCCAUGCAUACCAGAUACUUAAGAAAGGUGGACUCAAAGAUGAAAACAUUAUUGUCUUCAUGUAUGAUGAUAUCGCCAACAACACAGAAAACCCUAGACCUGGUGUCAUUAUCAACAAGCCAAACGGCAAGGAUGUCUACCACGGAGUUCCCAAGGAUUACACAGGAGAUGAUGUUAACUCACACAAUUUCUACGCUGCUAUUCUCGGAGACAAAACUGCACUCAAAGGAGGAAGUGGCAAGGUUCUGGAGACUGGUCCAAAUGACCAUAUUUUCAUAUAUUACACUGAUCAUGGUGCUACAGGACUUCUUGGGAUGCCUAGUGAAAGUGACUUUGUUUAUGCUAAAGAUCUGAUACAUGUGCUGAAAAAGAAGCACGCUGCUAAAGGUUACAAAAGCAUGGUGUUUUACCUUGAAGCUUGUGAGUCUGGGAGUAUGUUUGAGGGUUUGCUUCCAAAGAAUAUGAACAUUUAUGCUACUACAGCAUCAAAUGCAGAGGAGAGUAGUUAUGCAACAUACUGUGAUGGUGAUCCAGGUGUUCCUAAAGAGUUCGGUACUUGUUUGGGAGACUUGUAUAGUAUUUCCUGGUUGGAGGAUUGCGAUGCAAAUGAUCUGCGGAAAGAGACUUUUGGGGUUCAAUAUAAAAGGGUCCGAAGCAGAACAAAUGAAUCUCAUGUUAUGCAGUAUGGAGAUAUGAGUCACAUAAAGGAGUUCCUCUACACUUACAUGGGGGCAACUCCUAAAACUCAUAGCUAUGCUCCCUUCACAGCCUCGCCUUCGGAAUCAAUCUCAAGGACUGUUAGCCAGCGGGAUGUAGCCCUCCUAUAUUUUCUGCAAAAGGUAAACAGAGCUCCAACUGGCUCUCAUGAGAAGAUCGAAGCUCAAAAGCAGCUACGUAACGAAAUUGCUCGAAGGAAACAUGUGGACUACAGCAUAACCAAAAUAGGGGAGCUUCUGUUUGGGACCGAGAGGAGCUCAAAAGUAUUGAUGAAUGUCAGGCCUUCGGGACAACCUCUAGUGGAUGACUGGGAGUGCUUCAAGAUGUUUAUAAGGACUUAUGAGAGUCGCUGUGGAAAGCUAUCGAAAUAUGGAAUGAAAUACACUCGAGCUUUUGCCAACAUGUGCAAUGCCGGGGUCAGCCUAGAGAAACUGGUUGCAGUGUCUGAUCAAGCUUGUUCUAAGAAACAUGUCUAAUCUGAAAAUGGAUGUACUAAAUAUGUAUGCCGGUUACUUGCUUUGGGUUGUUUAUCUUUUACGACAUAUGUAAC